GCAGCAACCUCUCAGCACUCACGAGGGGGCAGAGGUACCUUCACCAUGUCUGGAAACUGCUGUUCUAGGAAAUGCCCCUCUGUGCCAGCCAUCUCCCUCUGCUCCACUGAGGUGAGCUGCAAUGGGCCAAUUUGCUUGCCCAGUUCCUGCCGGAGCCAGACGUGGCAGUUGGUGACUUGUCAAGAUAGCUGUGGAUCAUCCAGCUGUGGCUCCCAGGGCUGUCAGCCUACCUGUUCUGUGAGCAGCUGUGUCCAGCCCGUGUGCUACGAGGCCACCAUCUGUGAGCCCACCUGCCCCGUGAGCUGCUGUGUCCAGCCUGUGUGCUGUGAGGCCACCAUCUGUGAGCCCACCUGUUCCGUGAGCAGCUGUGCCCAGCCCGUGUGCUAUGAGGCCACCAUCUGUGAGCCCACCUGCCCCGUGAGCUGCUGUGCCCAGCCCGUGUGCUGCGAGGCCACCAUCUGUGAGCCCACCUGUUCUGUGAGCAGCUGUGCCCAGCCUGUGUGCUGCGAGGCCACCAUCUGUGAGCCCACCUGUUCUGUGAGCAGCUGUGCCCAGCCCGUGUGCUGCAAGGCCACCAUCUGUGAGCCCACCUGUUCUGUGAGCUGCUGUGCCCAGCCCGUGUGCUGCGAGGCCACCAUCUGUGAACCCACCUGCCCUGUGAGCAGCUGUGCCCAGCCUCUGUGCUGUGAGGCCACCAUCUGUGAGCCCACCUGUUCUGUGAGCAGCUGUGCCCAGCCUGUGUGCUGCAAAGCCCCUUCCUGCCAACCAGUCCUCUGUGUGCCCACUUCCUGCCAGACCAUCCUCUGCAAACCCAGCUGCUGCCAGCCAGCUGUGUGCACUGUGCCUACUUCCUGCCAGCCAGUGAUCUGUGAGCCUGCUUGCUGUCAGCCCGUGUGCCCCAGGCCGAGCUGCUCUCCAUCUGUCUGCUCUGUGGCCAAUAGCUGCCAGUCUGUCUGCUGUGACUCCAGUCCUUGUGAGCCAUCCUGCUCGGAGCCCAGCAUCUGCCAGCCAGCCACCGGCGUAUCUCUGGUCUGUGAGCCUGUCUGUGUCCGCCCGGUCUGCUGUGUCCCAAGCCCUUGCGAGCCACCUUGUGUUUCCAGCACUUGCCAGGAGCCCUCUUGCUGCGUCUCCAGCAUCUGCCAACCCAUCUGCUCUGAGCCCAGCCCCUGCUUGCCAAAAGUCUGUGUGCCCAGGCCAUGUCAGCCUACCUGCUACGUAGUUAAGCGUAGUCGGUCCAUCUGCUGUGAGCCUGUUUCCUGCCAGUCUGCAUCCUGCCGACCCCUCUGCAGCCGUCCGGGGUCUUCUGCAUCUGCCAUCUGCCAGCCAACUUGCUCUCGAACUUUCUACAUACCCAGCUCUGGCAAACAACCUUGCACGACUUCCAUUUCCUACCGCCCCAUCUGCCGCCCGAUCUGCUCUGGGCCCGUCACCUACAGGCAGCCAUGCUUGACAUCCAUCUCCUACCGCCCGGCCUGCUACCGCCCAUGUUACUCCUUCCUGCGCCGCCCGGCCUAUGUCACCUCUGUCUCUUACCGCCCGGUCUGCUCCCGCCUAUCUUGUGCUGAAUCCUGCACACGGGAUUGCAAAAAGUCCACUUCCAGUCAGCCGGAUUGUGAGUCAACGCCCUGCAAGUCAGAGGUCUCAGAUGCCAGUCCCUGCCAACCCACUGAGGCCAAGCCCACCAGCCCAACCACCCCUGAGGCUGCAGCCAGCCAACCUGCUGCUGCCAAGCCUGCCAACUGCUGACCUGGCCUUGGUCCACAAAUUCCUGCCAUUGGUACCUCCAUGGAAAUUUGACCUCCAUCCCGAAAGCUCAUUCUGACUUAGAAUCUCUUUCCUUUUGUACCAUCACUCGCCAUCUGCUUCAAAUAACUCAUCAGAAAUGUCAGUGUCCCCACGGUCCAAAUGAAAGCCUCCUGGGAGUGAGCCGGGGGACAUUCUGGGAUCCUGUCUGCUGCUGCCAUCGAGCUGAGAAAGGUUGCUUUGCCACAUCAUCUCAAAUCUCUUUCCUGGCAUAAUUUUUUUUUCUGUCCUCAUGAAGAUGCUUCCUUGCUGUGUGUGCUCCUCUUUCUUGGGAACCUCUUCCAUGGCAUAAAGAUGUUUAACUGUCCAAUAAACACAUCCAAGCUGAAGU
Molecule: messenger RNA, 2134 nt
Organism: Sus scrofa (pig)
Lineage: Eukaryota; Metazoa; Chordata; Mammalia; Artiodactyla; Suidae
Gene: KRTAP16-1
Product: keratin associated protein 16-1
Cellular component (GO): keratin filament
Source: RefSeq, a predicted model, not a curated record